Molecule: messenger RNA, 545 nt
Organism: Dermacentor silvarum
Lineage: Eukaryota; Metazoa; Arthropoda; Arachnida; Ixodida; Ixodidae
Exons: 4
Coding region: 83-532 (149 amino acids)
Source: RefSeq, a predicted model, not a curated record
UAUUGUUCUCACUCCAAGCAGAACAGCUAGCACUCGCAACGUCGUCACAAACAGCCCUUUCGCUGCUCGAAGCCUUGUGUAGAUGGGGUCGGCCGCGCACAUCAGUGUUCGCUUGUGCAUACUUGCGUUCAUCUCGGCAUGGCCCAUUGAGCCCACAGAGUGCCGCCCGCUACAUGAAAGUGAGAGCUACCACGGAAUUGCCAAACUACCCGUGGAUGAAACGCUCGCGCCUUCAGCAGUACAAUGCAGAUGUCUCUGCGCCAUGAUCAGUGAGUCCGUGCUACCUGGAAGCAAGCUGGAGUGGUUUUAUCAUUGGGUACCCUGUCAGGGAGCAUCGCCCGCUAUGUGUCCUGUCAAAGUGUGCACCCAUGCAGCCCACCACCAUCAUGCACGACGUAUCCGAAGAAGUGCAUUUCAAGAUAUUGGAAGGUUCAUUCAGGUGGCGCUACCUUUCGGCGACACAUUGCUCGACAAUUUGUACACCGCAACAAAGGGUGCCGUCGGCCUGAGAAAGACAAAAUCAUUUAACUAAAACUGCAACCCAG